AACUCACGCAACCUUCAUCUGGCAUUUGUGGCCUGAAAUGGGCGAAUCGGGAUUUUGCCAAAAAAUUCAGACAAAGUGUGGCACCUAAACUUGGUCGAUAUUGACUGACACGCCAUGAGCGACGAGGAGCAAGUGAGUCCAGGCGAGGACACCAGUGAAGAAAGUCGGAGAACUGCUAAAAAGGAAAAAGGGUUGGUGAUCCUCAAAAAGGAGAAGAAAGAAAAGAAAAGCAAAGAAAAAGAGACUCGGUACGCCCAUUUAGGCGAGGAUUCAUCCGGGAAUGAUGAACCUGACGGAAAGAGUCCAGCCAAAGCGAAACGCUCUAAACCGUUCAUCUUAGGGUCAGCCAAGAAGGAUAAGGACAAGAAAAAAGAGGUCAAGGAGGGCAAAGAAUCUUCAUCCGAGACCAAAAAGAAGGACAAAAAGGAGAAACCCAUGAUGAAAUGGACAAAGUCCCUCAAGCAAGCUGAAACGGAUACCGAAAGCAAGACCAAAAUCGUCGUGGAAUGUCCAAUCUUCGGUGUGCCCUUGGAGUUGGCCACCCAGCGACACAAAAGCCAUGACGGCGUGCCCUUGCCUGUGAUUGUGCGACAAUGCGUAGAUUUUGUGGAAGAGCACGGGCUCAUGCAAGAGGGGAUCUACCGCUCUGCCGGUGUCAAAUCCAAGCAAGCCAAGCUGCGAAAUACUUUCAAUGCCCGUCAGCCCGUAGUUUUGAAUGACUACGAACCAGCUGUGGUGGCCGGUGUUCUCAAGCAAUUCCUGCGAGAAAUCCCCGAACCCAUUCUUACGCCCGCACUAAUGCCCAAAUUUGAAAAGGUCUCGUGUGAAUCUUCGGCCCAAAAACGGAUUGAGGGCAUGCGACAACUCUUGAAUAGCCUCCCUGAAUGCAACCGAACCUUGGUCCAAUAUAUUUUUGUUCACAUGUCUCAUGUCAUCGAGCGUGAGCGAUUCAACAAGAUGACCCUUCAGAAUGUGUCCAUUGUGCUGAGCCCGACCAUGCAGAUCAGCCACCGGGUGCUCAAUUGCUUCUUUGAAAACGCCCACAUUCUCUUCGACGGGGUUCAAAUUAAGAAAUACAUUCCUCCCAUUUUGGCCGAACCAGGUUCUCAAGGGCAGAACAUUCCACUACCAGAGACUGCCCAAGACAUAGAAGACGAGAUCAAGAAGCAAGAGUCGUUGCUCCAGGAUCUCCAUCUCCAAAUUUCCAGCGGAGCAGCUAGUAAGAAAACGGAAGAACAGAUCUGGGAACAACAACGAAUCGUGACCCAAUUGAAGAGAAAGUUGCGAUUGGUCAAGAAGCAAACCGACGGGACCAUGGAUCCUGAUAGGCCCAAAUUUCAACCCAUCGAUUACGACGAGGAGCUCAAUUUUUCUCUUCAAACCCCGGCCCACCUCAAAGCCACGACAGAGAAAGAUAAUCAUGAUGAUGAUAAGGUCGAUGGGCACGUCGAACCUACGGAAACCACUGUCACCGAACCAACCCCACCAAAACCUACCCUUCAGGAAGUCGAUCCGUUACCGCCUCCGGCUAAUUUAACCCCAGAAACCCCAGAAACGAAGGAAGAUAUUGAACAUAAGGUGACCGUUAUGAUCCACAGAUCAAGCGAGAGUACUGAUCAGUCCUUGGAAGAGCCGACUAAGCAAGCCGCACUUGAGCCCGUGGAGGAGCCUACUCUACCCGUUGAAAGGAAAAGUAGCCUCGUUACCGUCAUCAAGUUAGGCCAAGAUCCGGAGAUUUCGACCAAAAAGACCACACCCAGUCCUCCUAAUAGCGAAAAUCCACCCGAUGAACCUCCCACCACCCACACGAGUGUCACUUUCAAAAUCCCUGCCAAAUUGGAUGGCCCCUCCUUCCCGAUUUUGCCCCCUCCCCCCGCCUCGAACAAGAUGAGAGUUGGUUACACCCAAGUGUUGAGACCCACUCCGGCGGUUCCCGUUCAAAAGAAGCCCAUGCUGCCUUCCAUGAGCGUGGAUCGAGGCGUGGAAAUGGCUAAAUCCAAGAGUCUUCCUCGAGGCUUACCUUCGGAUGCUUCCAUGUUUGAAGAGUUUUCCGAUGACGGUGGAGGAUCAAAUGAAGGACCUCAAAGUUUGAACCCGUUUCCCAUUGAGAAAGCUCAGACCAUCAUAUCACGAGAGCAAGAAUUGGAAGAUCUGUAUGUCGAGGAACUACGCGUCAAGUUCGAAUUCGAAGAGUUGAUGGGCCUGAAAUCGGAAUUGGAACGACGAAAACGCUCCGAAAAAAAGGAGAUGUCCGAAUUGAAAGAGGAACUGGCUUCAAUGCACACCCUCUACCAGUACAGAACUUGUUCGGUGGAUAGCUCUGAAAGUUCAUCAGACGAAGGUUCGGACAAGGAAGGCAAAGAAGAAAUCGAGGAGCUUGGGAAAAUCUACACGGAUCUGAUUAGAGAAAACCGAGAAUUAGAGAUUAUUUUCCUUUGUAGGAGAAACGACAAGCUUUGUAUCAGAAGAUCCAGGAAGAACGCGCUGCUUGCGUGAAUCUCAGGGUGGAAAUUCGGGUGGAACAAGAGAGACGAAGAAUGAGGAAACGAGCCAAUGACUUGAUGCUCUAGGUUAACUUUGAUAUGUGCCAUGAAAGUAUUGAUCGACCUUCUCAAUCAUUGAAUAGCCGACUUUCUCUUCUCAUUUAUAGGAUAGGAUAAAUUAUCUAUUUAUUACUGAUGUUGAUGCUCUUUGAUUGUUGAUGCACGCGAAUAAAAACACAUUUCGUUACGUGACCGUCAAA
Molecule: messenger RNA, 2743 nt
Organism: Tigriopus californicus
Lineage: Eukaryota; Metazoa; Arthropoda; Copepoda; Harpacticoida; Harpacticidae
Product: ralA-binding protein 1-A-like
Exons: 9
Coding region: 115-2496 (793 amino acids)
Biological process (GO): small GTPase-mediated signal transduction
Molecular function (GO): small GTPase binding; GTPase activator activity
Source: RefSeq, a predicted model, not a curated record